AUGACUGACUUUCCCCAUAGUUCCAACUUUCCUCUCACCUCCAUCCCCACAAUGGAAAACACAGCAACCCAGCUGGCCGACUUUCCUCCCGAGAUUAUUCUGGACAUAGGAGACCAUCUCGGGCUGAAGGACCUCAAUUCAUUUGUCCAGACGGCAAAGCUGUUCAACACUUUGUUGUCUUCCCGACUUUAUGCGCUCGGAGCCAAACACGUGGGCGAAACAACAUCGCCGCUAAUCCACGCGGUCCAGUAUUGCCCGAUCUCAGCUGUUAGAAAGUUGCUUGACAAUGGAGCAGACCCUUCAGUCUUUGCCGGCAAGACCAACGCCUUCCUGGCAGCAAUAACGCGCUAUAGACCUAAGGUCCUAAAAAUCCUCGUUGAGCCUGGCGUUAGCGCAUCCACACCGAUAACCAAGCUCAAGUCACCCCUGUCAAUAGCGGCGACUCGUUGGCGACUAGCGCCACUACGUAUCUUAUUGAAUGCUGCUCCUGGACAUUAUCCUGAUGAAGACGGAGCAUGGAUGGGGGCGUUGGGCCGUGCGCUAGUGAAGAACCGCGUGCGUGCAGCCCGCCUCCUGUUGGCAGCGGCUGCGAAGACGAUCUCCUCACCUCUGCAAGGUUUAUCUGUGGACAAGAUUUAUAGCGUUCUCUACCGAGCAAAUUGUGAGAUUAUCCGGCUGCUGGUCGAGUUUGGCUGGGAUCCCCUCGCCCAGUUAGGGAUGGGAGGCCUGCCCUUGCAUAUUGCUGCGCAAACGGGCAGAGCAGACCUUGUUCGGCUGCUACUUUCGUACGGCGCCGAUGUGAACGCGAGGAAUGGCCAGCAUGCUACGCCGCUCCAUCUAGCCUGCGCCAACGGCCAGUUGGGCGCCGUGGAGCUUCUUCUGAACCGCGGCGCUGAUGCCAACGCUGCCACCUUAUUUCGCGAAACUCCCUUGCAUCAGUGUAUGCGUUUUGGCUCUCUCCCCCUUCUUGAGCUUCUGCUCACUGCUGGAGCCAAUACCAGUGCUCGCGAUGAAACCGGGGUCUCACCGUUGCACAUUGGCAUCAGCCUCAGGAAGCCUCUGGAGAUGAUUGUGCGACUCAUCCAAGCGGGCGCCGAUAUCAACGCACUCGACCUGCAUUCCCGAACAUCGUUAUUUCUGGCCGCUAAGUACGGAAAUGCCCGACUGGUGCAAGCCCUAGUUGAUGCAGGAGUCGACAUGGCGAUUGACGAACGAGCAGGUUCGACAGGGCCGGAGCUCAUUCGUCAAGGAGCUGAUCCAAACCGCGUCAACCAUCCGGGAAAGUCAGCAGCCUAUGGGGCAAUCGCCUACAAUCGCACCGAGGCCCUCAAGUUUCUCCUUGAAUCUGGAGCCGAUGUGUCCCGCCUGAGGCAAGAUGGCAUCUCGCUUCUGCAUGACGCCGCCACACACAGCGCCAUGCCCAGACUGAUUACGUGCCUCCUGGACUACGGAGCAGACCCCCUGGCUAUUACGUCUGACGGUAAGACUGCGCUGCACUAUGCCGCGACUAACGACAGGUAUAAGUCAAUCCCACCGCUUUUGGAGGCGGGAACGCCGAUCGAGGCGAGAGACAAUCAUGGCGACACCGCACUUCUUAUUGCUGCCCGCAGCAGUUGUGAGGGUACCCGUGAGCUGCUCAAACGAGGUGCCAAUGUGAAUGCAUGUGACCGACGCGGGAGGACACCGCUACACCAUUGUUCUUCCCACACAGAUUCAGAGAUAUGCACCAUGCUGAAAGACGCUGGUGCAGAUAUCACCGCAAAGGAUACAUUGGGGCAGACGCCGUUACACUCAGCUGCCGCUGCAGCGAACUCCGUCGUCUGCGAUCGACUCCUCGCAGCAUAUACCGCCGGGGGCCUAGAUUAUAUGGUACGGGACGCAGUCGGCCGUACAGUGCUGGAAAUCGCGGCCAUUACAGGAGAAACCCGUAUUAUCGAGAACCUCAUCCACCGGAAAGUCGAUGUCAACAUCGGUUUUCACACAGACCACGGGAAGCAUCGCGGAGUCCCGGCCCUUCACGAUGCAAUCCUCAGCUGCAAAUCCGAAGCUGUGGCUUGUCUCGCGCGGGGAGGCGCAGAAUACCACUGCUUGGAUGUAUUCGGCCGCAGCGCAAUUGACUGGGCGUCGAUUGAUCACUCCGGCGACCUACUUCGUGAACUCCGCCGACAUAGACUGGUGACAUCCCUGACGUCGGCAGAGGAGCAGAUCGCCGUCCUGAAAUCCAGUGUCGUCGGCCUUGCCACGCGUAUCUUGGAAGGCGACCGAUCAAACGUCUACACUCUCGCCAAAUGCCUCCAGUACCUCGACGACAAGCAGGCCACCGGCGCAAUAUACGCCGAAGUCGAUGCCUACUGCGACGUAUGUGACAAGCUGAUCCCAAAGUCCGACAUACGCUUCAUCUGCGAGGAGUGUCCGGUUAUAGACCUUUGCUUGGCCUGUAUGGCCAAGUACGAGGAGCAGAAUAUACGGAUCCGGAUAUGCCAGGCACAUCAGUUUUGGAGAGUCGUUGUUUGGGAGCAUCGGCUGCCGAAGCAAAUGACUGAUGGGGGGGAGGGUGAGCUGGCGAGAGCCGAGUUAUUGAAGAAUUUGAUUGAGGUUUAUCGUGAGGGUGCUUCGUAG
Molecule: messenger RNA, 2619 nt
Organism: Aspergillus fumigatus Af293
Lineage: Eukaryota; Fungi; Ascomycota; Eurotiomycetes; Eurotiales; Aspergillaceae
Product: ankyrin repeat protein
Exons: 2
Coding region: 1-2619 (872 amino acids)
Molecular function (GO): protein binding
Source: RefSeq, a predicted model, not a curated record